Lathyrus oleraceus (garden pea) is the source of this 564-nucleotide messenger RNA. Its product is annotated as vicilin-like seed storage protein At2g18540. The transcript is spliced from 4 exons. Bases 1 to 564 code for a protein of 187 amino acids. NCBI's taxonomy places the organism in Eukaryota, Viridiplantae, Streptophyta, Magnoliopsida, Fabales, Fabaceae. The record is from RefSeq and is a predicted model, not a curated record.
AUGGCAAGAAAUUCAAAGAAGAAUGCAAGAAAACGAUCCAUGGAAGAAUGUGUUACCAAGAAAAAUGAAGAGUUCCCUCAUGAGAAGAGUGGAAGAAGCAAGAAAAAGGAAGAGUUCCCUCAUGAGAAGAGUGGAAGAAGCAAGAAAAAACAAGAGUUCCCUGUUGAGAUUAGUGGAAGAAGCAAGAAAAAAGAAGAGUUCCCCGUUGAGAUUAGUGGAAGAAGCAAGAAAAAAGAAGAGUUCCCCGUUGAGAUUAGUGGAAGAAGCAAGAAAAAAGAAGAGUUCCCCGUUGAGAUUAGUGGAAGAAGCAAGAAAAAGCAAUUCAAAAAAGAAGAUCAAGUAGGGGAAUCGAGCAAGAAAGAAAGAAGGAUGAAACCCCAAAAAAAAUGGUUUGGUGAAAAAUUGAUAAGGGAAGCCGAUGCAUUGAGUAGGAAAGAAAGAGAGGAAUAUAUGAAGGAGGGUAAAAGAAUGUUGGUUUUUGAGGACGAGGAAGAUAAAGCCAGACAUGGUAAAAAGAAGAGAAAGAAGCACUCUCGUGUUCAGAAGAAAGGGAAGAAGGGGUAA